GUAGUUUGCCUCGAAGGCUGCAUAUACUUGGGCUCAUCCUCAUCUCACGAUCAGUUAUGUGUGUAUCCAACCUUCCAUGGAUCUAAGCAGCUGUCAAGACACCUGGGAUCAAAUCUGUGAGGCCUAUGUGCCUGUCCCUACAUACUGCCUGCUCCGAGGAGUGGAGUCCACGGUUGCGCUAUAUUCAUAGACCUCAGCAAUCAUUGCUAUCCAUCCAUGCCGGACGCUCAGCAGCCGAAUAAACCAUUGAAUACGAUGGCCUUCUCGCGUACAUAACAUCCCACCACAGAAAUGACUUAUACUUUUUAGCCAUCGCCAUCGUUUAAAUGGCACUCAGCUCUCCGCGGCAGAGCACUUCACCCCCAUGCCUUCGCUCUCCUCAACCUCCUUGUUUUCGUGCCUGCUCUUGCUGUCGUGUAUCCUGCAAGUCCAUGGCGAAUGGACGCUACAUCGCAGCGACCUCGGGUGCAGAUUCAGUCUGGCUGCAUGGAACAUGACGGAGCAAUACACGAACACGACUAUGAUGCCUCUCGUACUGGCGAACAAUGCACCCUUCGAUGGCCCAAGCUAUGAGAUUACCUCUACCUUCGCGUCGUAUCCCGUCAACGUUUAUCCAACUCUUUCCCUCGUCAACGGUUCUUUGCGAGCCUACCGUGCUUCCGGUGCCUGGCUCACGAACGCCACUGCCGUACAGAACGGGGACCUCCUCACCUGGUACACCAGCCCGCUGUUCAAUCACGAUGCGGCCAGGAUCUACUCUGUCGUACAAUCGCCGGUCGGCAUGUCUCUCUCAGCUUACGGCGAAGCGGGGUUGUGGUUCCUUUGCUCCAUCCAGUCAAAGUUCACGCCGCCGAUGAUGAGUGUCGUAUUCAAUCUGACGCGCGAUUCGCAUGUCGAUGUGGUGGAUCCUGAUGCAUGCUGGAGUACGCGAAUCACUCUGGUUCCUGUGGCUGGUUCUGCUUGCUGAGCGACCCGAAUGCGAAACAUUUUCUCCUUGUAGUACACUCUGU
Molecule: messenger RNA, 1010 nt
Organism: Mycena citricolor
Lineage: Eukaryota; Fungi; Basidiomycota; Agaricomycetes; Agaricales; Mycenaceae
Source: the annotation of a GenBank genome assembly